CACCAAUCCGAAAUAGGCGAGAGCAUGUGGCAGUUUGUUUCCACGCUUCAGAACAGCACUGUUACAAGAGAUAAGUAUCGUUAUCAAUAAAUGCAAAGACACUCAACGUGAAAAUGAUAAUGCGAGCGAAACUCAAAAUUAAGACAGUGUGGGCAUUCCAUACAAAUAGGGCAAAUUCUUAUCUUUAAACAAUGACGAACAUCGCAGCUGUUUUACAUGGAGCGAAUGAUUUACGAGUUGAACCCAUUCCAGUGCCUGAAAUAAAAGAAAAUGAGGUUCUCUUGGCGAUGAAAUCUGUCGGAAUCUGUGGAUCAGAUCUUAAAUACUGGAUGUAUGGAAAAUGUGGGAAGUUCACCAUGGAGAAACCCAUGGUCAUUGGACACGAGGGCAGCGGGGAGGUGGUCAAGCUUGGACCUGGGGUCAAACAUCUCAAAAUAGGAGAUCGGGUGGCAGUAGAACCAGGCGUUCCCUGCGGACGGUGUCCAUUAUGCAAAACUGGACGAUACAAUUUGUGCCAAAGUAUUUUCUUCUGUGCAACACCCCCUGACGAUGGAAAUCUGUGCCGGUUUUACAAACACUCGGCGGAAUUUUGCUAUCGGCUUCCAGAUCACGUGACUGAUGACGAAGGGGCUAUGCUAGAACCUUUAGCAGUGGCAGUAUACAGUUGUCGUAAAGGACAAGUAGGACUGGGUACCAGACUUCUUAUCUGUGGUGCAGGUCCAGUGGGGAUUCUGACGCUGCUGGUUGCAAAACAAAAUGGUGCCACAACUGUUGCCAUCACAGAUAUCGAUUCCACAAGGUUGGCGUUAGCGAAGUCCUUGGGCGCUGAUUACGCCUUCAAGGUCACCACGGAUGAGCCCUCGACACUAGCCACGGACAUUUUGGAUGUGGUUGGAGAUUUUCCUGACGUCACUAUUGAAUGCAGUGGUACCAACUUCGGAUUCUCCACAGGGAUAUAUGCAACCGUCCCCGGUGGAAGUCUGGUCAUGGUUGGCCGAGUCCCUGGCGGCGCGGAGUUUCCCCUUAAUUUGGCGUUCACCAAGGAGAUAGACAUCAGAGGAGUAUUUAGAUAUGCUAAUUGACAAGUCACGGAUGUACGGAAAUAGAAAAAGUACUACAAAACACAGACAAGUCACGGAUGUACGGAAAUAGAAAAAGUACUACAAAACACAGACAAGUCACGGAUGUACGGAAAUAGAAAAAGUACUACAAAUGACGGAUUGGUUUGUCCGUGCAUCUCCGUGAAUUUAGAAACUUUAAAAGUGUGAAUAAAUAGUGCUACCCCUUAUAUCUGUAGAACAUAGUCCACAGCUGGACGAAGGCAAGGUUUUCAGCAUAAACACGUGGGUGAAAGCCUGCUACAUAUGGAAAUUAAGUCAAUCACGGAAUCACCGAGCCAUCCGUUAUCCACGAUCCCGUUUAUUCGACCAAGCGGAUUAUUCAUCCUUACGGAUUCAACACUUGCACGGAUAUCAACUGGGGUUUCCUCACUCACAGAUUCCUCCGUCACGGAUAUUUCUUCCUGGUCAUAUUUGUAUUUCUUCAUGGUCAUAUUUAGAUUUCUUCUGGAUACCCAUACUCUACAUUUCAUGGUUCGGGCGUUUUUUCCGGGUUUCUUUCUUUCUUCCACGCGCUUUUCCCCUGUAGAACUGUUAUUUUUACGGAUUUUGUAGACGCGAGGGCAUUUACUUCCUUCCAUAGUGAUAUUUUCACGGACAAAAUAUGACGACAAUUAUUUGAAGUAAGACAAGAGCAUUAGAAACAUAUCCAUUACUUGUACAUGUAUAAGGUGCUGAUAGCUAAAUAUGUAAAUGAAAACAUUUACAUUAUUUUGUACAUUUAUUUUCUCACAAAACAGCCAAAAUCACGGAUUUUGCUGGCAUGGAAAUAUCGGCGUAAACGAAUGUUUACGGACAAAAUUAGAAAUUAGACAUGAACAUUUUUAGGGAAAUUCAAACGCUGUAAACUAGUCCAAUGCAACCCAUAAUAAUACAUCCCAUCUUUGGGUGAAGUGCUAUUCUGUCACUGAUUUUCUUUGAUUGGCAACUUUUUGUUCAAUUCGAAUAUUUAGGUGGUUUAUGUUUAUAUCCGUGAAACAAAGUUUUUAUAGGAUUUACUAUUGAUUUGUGGCUUCUAACAGAAUUAGAAUUUUUUUGGUACACCUCAAGGGGAAUAUGUAGGUGUUGAUAUCUUUGUGAAAUCUAUCAGAGGAUUUUUGAAAUAUUAAGUGAAAUUUAUUUUUCAACGAAAUGACACUACGAUGAGCAAAUCACGUGAUCGAACCUACAAGAAUCAUAUAACCUUUCCCUCGAUGUGUUCUCGGGACAUCCUGUACAGCAUCCCUCAGGGGGAGGUACCUCAUCUACUUUUCGUAAAACCGUGAUUACCUUGACGUCACAAUACAUCUGCGUCACUUCCUGUAAGUGGAUUUUCAUACUUAGUAAGGAGCAGAAGGAUUUUUUAUCCACAUUUUUUUGUGUGUAAGUGUCAUCACCGGCAGUGUAAAUGAUCAGCAUUCAGAGAGAAAGGAAAAUAAAAAAUGGUCACC
This is a messenger RNA of Ostrea edulis (European flat oyster), 2548 nucleotides long. Its product is annotated as sorbitol dehydrogenase-like. Gene Ontology annotation, biological process: D-sorbitol catabolic process. The coding region runs from base 192 to 1082 and encodes 296 amino acids. The record is from RefSeq and is a predicted model, not a curated record. The transcript has 9 exons. Gene Ontology annotation, molecular function: zinc ion binding; L-iditol 2-dehydrogenase (NAD+) activity. Lineage: Eukaryota; Metazoa; Mollusca; Bivalvia; Ostreida; Ostreidae.